Molecule: messenger RNA, 1709 nt
Organism: Aegilops tauschii subsp. strangulata
Lineage: Eukaryota; Viridiplantae; Streptophyta; Magnoliopsida; Poales; Poaceae
Source: RefSeq, a predicted model, not a curated record
UCACAGUCCAGUCCACUACUCUACCUACUCGGCACUGGCGAUCCUUGUUCCCCUUUUCCUCCGUCUCUCCCCUUCUUUGGUUCUUCAAUUCUCCGAAUUUAUCCACUCUGCUUGUGUUGGUCUGCUGAUCUGUUAGGGUUCAGUUCAGGAGCUCAAGCGCGCGGCAAUGGCGGCCCCCGCUGCUGAAGCCCCGGCGCCCGUCGCGGCCCCCGUUCUCCCUCCUGCCAGAAGCAAGGAUGCGGAUCCGGCUCGUCUCCAAACCUCGCCGCUCCUUCCGGCCGCAGGCUGGUCGGACCUCCCGCCCGAUCUCGUCCGCCGCGUCGCCGACUCCCUCGUCGCCGCCAACGACCUCGACUGCUACAUGGACUUCCGCGCCGUCUGCUCCGGCUGGCGCGCCGCCACCGACGACCCCAGGAGCGACCCCUUCGACCCCCGCUUUCGCCCGCGCCGGUGGGUCAUCCUGGACGACGGCGACGACCUGCUGCUGCUGAACGCCGCCACGGGGCGCUUCCUCCGCAAGAGGAUCCCGCUGCUCCGCCGCUACCACGUCCUCGCCGCCACUCCCGGCGGCUUCUUCGUCCUGGCGGACAGGUACCCUUCUCGAGCCGCCUGCGUCUUCAAUCCUCUCACCGGCGUCCUGAUCCGGUUCGCGGCACCCGUACCCACCAAGAAGGUCGCCGCCGCCACUGUCGUCUUCGGUCGCAGCUCUUGGCCCACGCUCACGCUCAACUUGCUCUGCGACUCUCCUUCCAAAAGUUACUCGGCCACUCCUGACAUGGCAAGUUUCCAAGAAAAGGAGGUGCAGUUGCCCAUUGAUUGUCAUAUCUCAUUGAAGGCAGUCAGAGGCGGUGUCUACGCCGACGGUGGUGGCGCUGCGCAGGGAUUCAGGCACGGGGUUUCUGUUAUAUUCGAGAUCUUCGAUUUGAUACAGUCACUUCAUGUCCAUCCAUCAAUGUUUUAUGCUGAGGAUCUUCCUGUGGCCGGACACGCAAACGACCAUACCCGUUUUUUCAUCGUGGAAUUCGGUGGAGAAGUGCUGAUCAUCAUCAAGCUGCAGCGAUGCGUCAAGGUUUUCAAGAUGGACAUCGGUAGCAUUGUGCCUGUGGAGAGCAUCGGCAGCCAUGCCAUCUUCAUCGGUCAUCACAGGUGCCUGGCUGUUGACACCGAUAAGUUUCCAUCUGUUGAGUCCAACUGUCUCUACUACGUUGAGCGCCUGGGUUCGUCCGCGUACAUCUGCAUGUACAAUCUCAAGGACGAGAAAGACGAGAGGAUCUCAGCUGGCGCUGUAGAUUUCGUGAAGCUGCACGAGUUGUUCGUCCUCGCCGCCCACCGCCCUUUCACCAUCAUCCAGCUUCUCUCCAGCUACACCAUCAAUGUCUGGGAUUCUCAACUGCCGCUACAACAGGGCGCCAACUAACUUUUGGCUAUGAAAUGGUUUGACUUUCUCUCUAGUACCUUGCUAAGAAACAGACUUGACUCUAGGUUAUGUGGAACUGCUGUUUGUGGGCUUAAAUUAGGACCAGAUAUGAACCCAAUGCUCCAUCUGUUUUGCCUGAUGCUAUCUUUUGUCUAUUUGCACUUGUUCUUCCAUUGUUCACUUAGUAAUGCAGUCUGAUGCUAGCAAAUUUCAGUUCAACAUUUUUUCCAUUUCUGAAUUCAGCCCUGCAACUGAAUCGUUAAAUGCAUGCGUCUCUCUGUUGUUUCCAUUA